AAAUGUCGUCAAAAUAAAAUUGUUAAAAUUGUGCGACAUGAAUCUUUAAAAAUGUCUCUCGUAAAAGGUUUAUAACAAAAGCUGGUUAGAACAUGAAAAUUUUAUUUACAACAUAUAUCAAUAUAUAAUUAGACAAUCUAUCAUAGUUAAAGGUGAAGAGAAGUGGUAAAGUGUGAAAGUAAUGACUAUACUGAUGAAUGACCCAGAAACUUUCACAACCGACAGAAAAACUGAAGAAAAUACUCCAUUUUUCUAUGAUAAAAGCAGCAAUGGGAAUAAUCGAUCGAAUGUUUCUUAUCAUUAUAAUCCAGAAGCAAGUCGAUAUCAUUAUGGGGCAUUACAUCCUAUGAAACCAUUCAGAUUGAUGUUAACUGAUCAUUUGGUGAUAUCAUAUAAAUUAUAUGAAAAGAUGGAUUUAUUCAUCCCUAGAAGAGCAACUAAAGAUGAAUUACUUGAAUUCCAUGCUGAAGAUUAUGUCAACUUUUUACAAACAGUGACGCCACAUACAAAGAUCAGUGAUCAAGUGCUAGCUCAAUUCAAUAUAGGAGAUGACUGUCCUGUAUUUGAUGGGAUGUAUGAUUAUUCCACUAUCUAUGCUGGUGCUUCAUUAGAUGCCUCAAGAAAAUUAAUAAGUGGUAUGUCUGAUAUAGCCAUCAAUUGGUCAGGAGGAUUACAUCAUGCAAAGAAAUUCGAACCAAGUGGGUUCUGUUAUGUUAACGACAUUGUAUUAAGUAUUAUAAAUCUAUUACGUGUACAUCCAAGAGUGAUGUAUAUUGAUAUUGAUUUACAUCAUGGGGAUGGAGUUCAAGAAGCAUUUUAUACAACUGAUAGAGUAAUGACUGUAUCAUUUCAUAAAUAUAAUGGGGAAUUUUUCCCUGGUACAGGAUCAGUUGAUGAAGUUGGUCUUGGUAAAGGGAAAAACUAUGCUAUAAAUGUACCAUUAAGAGAUGGUAUAGAUGAUGAUUCUUAUAUACGGUUAUUUAAACUGAUAAUGGAACCUUUAAUAACCAAAUUUCAACCAACUUGUAUAGUUCAACAAUGUGGGGCUGAUUCCUUAGGGUAUGAUAGAUUGGGAUGUUUCAAUCUAAAUAUAAGAGCCCAUGGAGAAUGUGUUAAUUUUAUAAAAUCAUUUGGUCUUCCAAUGUUAGUGGUUGGAGGUGGUGGUUAUACUCCAAGAAAUGUAUCAAGAUUAUGGUGUUAUGAAACAUCAGUAUUAAAUGAUGUUAAUUUAGAUCCCAAAAUACCGAAUUACCUUCCUACCUAUGAUUGGUUUGGACCGGAUUAUUCUUUACAUCCUCAAUUAGAUGGUAGAAUAGAUAAUAAGAAUUCAAAGAAAUAUCUUGAAAGUGUUAAGCAAGAAAUAUUGGAACAAAUACGGUACUUGAAUCAUGCUCCAUCAGUUCAAAUGCAGGAAAUACCGCCUGAUAUCACUGGGUUAACUGAAGAUGAAGAGCAAAUGAUAAAAGAAUUGAAUGAAGAAUCAGAAUCACAACGGGCAAAUAAACAAUUAAAAGAUGAAGCAAGAGAUGGUGAAGUUAUGGUAUAACACAUUCUCUAUAUGGGUUAAACAUCUUAAUGUUAAUUUCUACUAUAUGACAUCCUUUAGUUAGACCUUAACUUAUUUAAUAUACAAUUUGACUUGUACAUACCAUACCCUUAGUAAUUUAUCGUAAUUGUAAUUAUAGACGGUUGCACAAAAGCCAUUAUGGAACGCGUUAAAUAAAUAAAAAAAAAAAAGUUGAUAAUUUUU
Messenger RNA from Scheffersomyces coipomensis, 1750 nucleotides. RefSeq names its product histone deacetylase (gene HOS2). The record is from RefSeq and is a predicted model, not a curated record. Gene Ontology annotation, molecular function: histone deacetylase activity. Gene Ontology annotation, cellular component: Rpd3L-Expanded complex; nucleus. NCBI's taxonomy places the organism in Eukaryota, Fungi, Ascomycota, Pichiomycetes, Serinales, Debaryomycetaceae. The transcript has a single exon. The coding region runs from base 182 to 1546 and encodes 454 amino acids.